AUGGCGCACUCGUCACCGCUCGGCCUCCUCGAGCAGGGCUGCCCCAUCCAAGUGGAGCACGAUCGGAAGCGAAGGCAGUUUACCGUGCGGCUGAACGGUUGCCAUGACAAGGCAGUUCUGCUCUAUGAGUACGUGGGGAAGCGGAUCGUGGACCUGCAGCACACAGAGGUGCCGGACGCCUACCGAGGCAGAGGAAUAGCCAAGCACCUGGCAAAGGCAGCCCUGGACUUCGUGGUGCAGGAGGACCUGAAGGCUCACUUGACUUGCUGGUACAUCCAGAAGUAUGUCAAGGAGAACCCUCUGCCACAGUACCUGGAACAUUUGCAGCCUUAA
Messenger RNA from Indicator indicator, 333 nucleotides. RefSeq names its product N-acetyltransferase domain containing 1 (gene NATD1). The record is from RefSeq and is a predicted model, not a curated record. NCBI's taxonomy places the organism in Eukaryota, Metazoa, Chordata, Aves, Piciformes, Indicatoridae. The coding region runs from base 1 to 333 and encodes 110 amino acids. The transcript has 3 exons.